ACUGUCUGCAGGUAAAUGAUGUGAGAGUGUUUGCAUAUUGAUCAGAUGCUUCAGUGCUCUGAGAGUGUUUAUAGUGCUGUGAGUUUAACACUUCAUCACUGACACACACAACAAUCUUCAUCAACAUGACCUUCAUCAUCAUCUUCAUCUGGACUCUCACAGCGUUUGCUCAAGAGUGUAGAGGACAGAUCAGCGUCACUCAGAGUCCCUCAACGACAGCAGCUCAACCAGGAGAAACAGUGAAGAUCAGCUGUAGAACCAGCAGAGAUGUGUUCAGAUAUAGUGGGUUUUAUGAUUGUUUAGCCUGGUACUUACAGAAACCUGGAGAAGCUCCUAAACUCCUGAUUUAUUAUACAAGCAGUCUCCAGUCAGGAACUCCAUCUAGAUUCAGUGGCAGUGGAUCUAACAGUGAUUUCACUCUGAGCAUCAGUGGAGUCCAGACUGAAGAUGCUGGACAUUAUUACUGUCAGAGUUUUAAUUGCAGAACAAAUUAUUAUGGUUGUAACACUUCAUCACUGACACACACAACAAUCUUCAUCAACAUGACCUUCAUCAUCAUCUUCAUCUGGACUCUCUCAUACUGCUUUAUACUACAAGGAUGUAAAGCUCAGAUCACAGUCACUCAGACUCCUUCAGCUAAACCUGUCACACCAGGAGAAAAUGUUAAGAUGAGCUGUAAGUUUAGUUCUGCUCCAUCCUAUGUGUCCUGGUACUUACAGAAACCUGGAGAAGCUCCUAAACUCCUGAUUUAUGCUGCAAACACUCUCCAGUCAGGAACUCCAUCUAGAUUCAGUGGCAGUGGAUCUAACAGUGAUUUCACUCUGACCAUCAGUGGAGUCCAGACUGAAGAUGCUGGACAUUAUUACUGUCAGAGUGCUCACGUCAUCAGUAGUAGCUGGCUGUUCACACAGUGA
Carassius auratus (goldfish) is the source of this 914-nucleotide messenger RNA. RefSeq names its product immunoglobulin lambda-1 light chain-like. The record is from RefSeq and is a predicted model, not a curated record. NCBI's taxonomy places the organism in Eukaryota, Metazoa, Chordata, Actinopteri, Cypriniformes, Cyprinidae. Bases 126 to 914 code for a protein of 262 amino acids. The transcript has 4 exons.